Puntigrus tetrazona (Sumatra barb) is the source of this 3711-nucleotide messenger RNA. It is a transcript of the gene hecw1b, whose product is annotated as HECT, C2 and WW domain containing E3 ubiquitin protein ligase 1b. Gene Ontology annotation, biological process: positive regulation of transcription by RNA polymerase II; hippo signaling. The record is from RefSeq and is a predicted model, not a curated record. Gene Ontology annotation, cellular component: nucleus; cytoplasm. NCBI's taxonomy places the organism in Eukaryota, Metazoa, Chordata, Actinopteri, Cypriniformes, Cyprinidae. Gene Ontology annotation, molecular function: protein binding; transcription coactivator activity.
AUUUCUGAUCUGACUAUGAAAAACCUGCAUUUACUGCAGCAUCUGAACCCCCCCGAGGACGUGAUUGUUCUUUCGAUGGUUGGAUGUGCGCACCAUAUGCUCCAAAAGAGCAUUUGCAUCAUGUUUUACUCUUCCCUCUUGUUUUUUUUCUCUCAGAACUUGUACCAGAACAGGUUUCUCGGGCUUGCAGCUAUGGCCUCUCCAUCUCGCGCAUCUCAGGGCAGGCGGCGGUGUAAGGACCCGAUUCGGCACAGUUUCAACCCCGAGCAGUUUCCCAAUGUGGACUUCCAGAACGGCAUACCGGAGGAGCUGGCGGCGGCUGUGCUGCGCUCCACCAGCGACACCGACCUUGUGACCUCCCACUGCCGCUCCACCCUCACCGUCAGCACCUCCAGCUACACCAUCGGCCAGACGCAGGACAUCACCCUCAGCUGGGACAUCAAGGAGGAAGUGGACGCCGGCGACUGGAUCGGCAUGUACCUCAUUGAUGAGGUUCUGUCAGAGAACUUUCUGGACUACAAGAACAGAGGUGUGAAUGGCUCCCACAAAGGUCAGAUCGUCUGGAAGAUCGAGGCCAGCUCCUACUUCGUGGAACUGGAGACUAAGAUCAGUUUUAAAUAUUAUCACGGAGUGAGCGGAGCCCUGCGGGCCACAACGCCAUGUGUGACGGUGAAGAACCCCUCCGCACCGGUGUUUAAGCCGGUGGCCACAGAUGACUUACCCCAGAGUCAAGGCAGCAGAAGACUCAUCAGCUUCUCUCUCUCAGAUUUCCAGGCCACUGGGCUAAAGAAAGGCAUGUUCUUUAACCCCGACCCUUACCUGAAGAUCGCCAUCCACCCCGGCAAGCACAGCAUCUUUCCUGCCCUGCCUCACCACGGCCAGGAGAAGAGAUCAGGCAUCGUCUGCAAUACCAUUAAUCCCGUUUGGCAGAGGGAGCGCUUUAACUUUGUGUCUCUGCCCACGGAUGUGUUGGAGAUCGAGGUGAAGGACAAGUUUGCCAAAAGCCGACCCAUCAUAAAGCGUUUCUUGGGCAAGCUGUCCAUGCCAGUGCAAAGAUUACUGGAGAAACAUGCGAUCGGUGAUCGAGUAGUCAGCUAUACUCUGGGUCGGAGGCUACCAACAGAGCAUGUCAGUGGCCAGCUGCAGUUCAGGUUUGAGAUUACAUCCUCCAUCCAUCCAGAUGAUGAGGACAUGUCUUUAAGUACAGAGCAACCAGUGGCACCAGCAGAAGCUCAAGUCCAGCCUCAAGCAGAAGACACCAUGAGUUUGGACCUCGGGGCACCAGAGUUGCCCUUAGAUGAAGAAACGGCUUCUGUAGAGACGCCCAUGGAUGUUGAUUCAGCUGAAGCAGAAGCUGUAGAUGAAGAGCCUUUAGAGGAAGAGCAUCAGACACAUCCAGAGCUGCAGGAGGAAACAGCAGUCGAGAGCAGAGAACAAUUGGAACAAGAAGAGACUAACGUUCAAGCAGAAGGGAUGCCCCAAGAAGAGGCAGAAAAUGAUAGUGCCUUUGCCGAAGGGCCUGCAGAAUCUUCAGGAGAUCUUGCAGGAUCUGAAGAGGAGGCCAUGUUAGAACAGCAACCGGUUUCAGAUGAGCCAGAUGUGGAUCUAGAAGAAGGCUGCUCGCUGAGGAUCAGAACCACCCCGAGAAGGAAACCGCGGCCUUGUUCUCUACCGGUGUCUGAGCUGGAGACGGUCAUCGCUCCGGCCUGCGGUGAACCAGAGACGCCACGCUCCCAUUACAUCCGAAUCCACCACCUGCUGCACAGCCUCCCGUCCACCCAGCCUCAACCAGGAGACGGGGCUGGACCCGAACCCGACCGGCCACAGGGAGUAGAAGAGCAAGAGGAAGACGAGGAGGAGGGCGCGACCCUUGAACCUCACGCUUUAACACCCAACGGCCCUCGCAGGACUCUGCCUCGCAGCCGCUCGCACGAGCGCCUCUCCGACCUCAUCCAGAUGCUCGAUGGAGAUGGACAGCCGCUCGGGGCUGAGGGACAAACCGCAGGUCAAAGGUCACCGGGAGAAAGCGAGUGCGAUUUGAGCCCGGUGCCGUGCUGCAGUCACAUGACACAGAGGGCCUCGGGCCCCGUGCGGGCGCCGUCUCUAGACAGUGCACGUCGGUCAGAGAGCACUGUGUUUUCCUCACAGGAUGAUGAGGAUGAGAUGGACAGAGUGAAUGGCAUUCUGGAAUUGGAAGCGGAGACAGAACAGGGCGCUAAGAGCCGGGAGCCAGGGGACGGGAGCUGUCAGUGGGAGGAGGCACCGGACACUCACGUCCAGAGCCCGCAUGGCAUUAUGGGUAAUGGAGAAUCACCGGUAGCUGGACCAAGCAGCAGAAGAGAAUGUCCUUUGCCUUGUAACCAUCCUGCAGUGAGUCAGCUGCCUGCCCUGCGGCCCGACCCGCAUCACUAUCCCACCAUAGACGAGCCGCUGCCACCGAACUGGGAGGCCCGUAUUGACAGUCACGGCCGUGUGUUUUAUGUGGAUCACAUUAACCGGACCACCACUUGGCAACGGCCAACGUCCGCUGCCACGCCGGAUGGCCUUCGCAGGUCUGGUUCCGUCCAACAGAUGGAGCAGCUCAACAGGAGAUACCAGACCAUCCAGAGGACGAUGGCCACAGAGAGAAGAGACGAGGAGUCAGGCAGCCCACGCAACGAGAGAACAGCCAGCACCGAGACAGACUCGCCUCCACAGACAACCGAGUUGAGGAGAGACACUCCAUGUUCUCCAGGUCACUGUCAGAAGAUCACAUUACUGCUGCAGAGUCCUCGCGUCAAAUUCAUCACUCACCCAGAGUUCUUCACCGUUCUCCACGCAAACUAUGGGGCAUAUCGUAUGUUCACCAACAGCUCGUGUCUGAAACACAUGGUCCUAAAGAUCAGGCGUGAUGCCCGAAACUUUGAGCGUUACCAGCACAACCGUGACCUGGUGACCUUCUUGAACAGGUUUGCUGAUGCUCAGUUGGAGCUGCCUCGUGGCUGGGAGAUCAAAACAGACCCGCAGGGGAAGUCUUUCUUUGUAGACCACAACAGUCGUGCCACAACCUUCAUUGAUCCCAGGAUCCCCCUGCAAAACGGCAGAUUGCCCAACCACCUGACGCACCGCCAGCACCUGCAGAGAUUACGCAGCUACAGCGCAGGAGAGGCAUCUGAGGUGUCACGCACCAGAGGGGUGUCCUUGUUAGCCAGGCCUGGAAACAGCCUGGUAGCAGCCAUACUGAACCAAAGCCAGCAGGAGCCAGUGCCAUUAGCAUACAAUGAUAAGAUUGUAGCGUUUUUACGGCAACCAAACAUCUUUGAGGUGCUACAGGAACGGCAGCCGAGCCUGGCGAGGAAUCACUCGCUCAAGGAAAAGGUGCAUCACAUCCGAACUGAAGGCACACAGAGACUGGAGAAGCUGUGUUGUGAUGCUGACCUGGUCAUGCUAUUAAGUUUGUUUGAAGAGGACAUCAUGUCUUACGUUCCGCUCACAUCAUUUCACCCCGGGUUCAACUUCUCUCCAGCUUGCUCUCCUGGCUCCUCACCUCAAAACUCUCCAGGCUUCCUUGAGCGAACUCCUCUCGUUCCUGCCUGCUGUCUGUCUGGUGAGAGCUCCAGGUCAGCCGCUCUCAGCUUUAAAUCCUGUCCCAACCCAGUUGCCCGUCUCUGUGUCAUCAGCACUUUAACAGACCCCCAAGCUUUGUCCGCCACUUUCCUUGGUGUUUAUUGA